Molecule: messenger RNA, 5332 nt
Organism: Periconia digitata
Lineage: Eukaryota; Fungi; Ascomycota; Dothideomycetes; Pleosporales; Periconiaceae
Source: the annotation of a GenBank genome assembly
UUGAGUUCCCGCCAUGGAUGACGACUCCUUAAUGGAUUCCUUCGAUGAGGGCGCCAGCUCCGACUUUGCGCCCGCGAAGCCCGUCAAAGUUGCCAAAGCGAAAGCUGCACCCAAAAAACCCGCUGCCGCUGCGAAGCCGCGUGGCAGACCCGCCAAAGACCCUUCAGCGCCUCCAAAACCGAGGGCCAAGGCUGCGCCGAAGAAGAAGAAGGCUGUCGUCGAUAGCGAUGAUGAGAACUCAGACGCAGAUAUGAAGAUGAACGGCCUAGAUGAUGACGAAUCAUUGCUGGCUGAUACCCCGCCUAAGAAGAAGAAGCAGGCUCCUGCACCCAAGAAGAAAGCCGGCCCGCCUUUGUCCGACAUACCUAAUGAGAGCUUCGAUAUGGCCGAUGGCCUCGUGGAAGACCCGGCAGCGAAGGGGGGGAAAGCCGCUGGCGGCUCAAGCAGUAAAUAUCAAAAGCUUACCCAUUUGCAACACAUCAUGAAGCGCCCCGAUACUUAUAUUGGAUCCGUCGAACGAACCGAGGACAGCAUGUGGGUCUACAAUACCGAAACAGAAUCUAUGGAGUACCGGAAGGUAUCAUACGUGCCGGGCCUGUACAAGAUCUUCGACGAGAUCCUUGUCAACGCCGCCGAUAACAAGCAGAACGAUAAGAACAUGAGCGAGAUUCGCGUCACCGUGGACCGUGAAACAGGCGAAAUCUCCGUCAAGAACGACGGCAAGGGAAUCCCGAUCGAAUUUCAUGAAGAACACAAGAUCUAUGUCCCCGAGAUGAUCUUUGGUCAUUUGCUCACCUCUUCCAAUUACGACGACGACCAGGCCAAAGUUACGGGUGGUCGCAACGGUUACGGUGCUAAGCUCUGCAAUGUUUUCAGCAAAGAGUUCACACUCGAGACGGUUGAUUCAAAGCAGAAGAAGAAGUACAAGCAGACAUGGACUGAGAAUAUGAGCAAGAUGGGCAAAGCCAAGAUCACCGACAUUAAGACAGACGAUUACACAAAGGUCACAUAUAGGGCCGAUUUCGCCAAAUUCGGUAUGGAGGGCAUCGAUGAUGACUUUGAGGCUCUGGUGAAGCGCAGGACGUACGACAUGGCAGGCACUCUGAGGGGCGUCAAAGUCUAUCUUAACGGCGAACGCGUCAAGGUCAACAGCUUUGCCAAGUACAUGGAAAUGUACACAAAGUCCAUUCGUAAAGAGCAGGGGGGCGGCGAGGAUGAAAAAGACAAGGAGGUCAUCAUCACAGAUCGCCAUGAUCGCUGGGACAUAGGUUUCGCUGUCUCCGAUGGUUCUUUCAACCAAGUAUCUUUCGUCAACUCGAUUUCCACGACGUCUGGAGGUACACACGUCAACUACAUUGCCGACCAGAUCACAGAGAAAUUGCUGGCCAUUGUCAACAAAAAGAACAAGGGCGGCGUCAAACUAAAGCCAGCCCAGAUCAAGAAUCACAUCUUCCUUUUUGUUAACUGUUCAAUUGUCAACCCCGCCUUCACAUCCCAGACCAAGGAGCAGCUCACCACAAAGGCCAGUCAAUUUGGUAGCAAACCAGUCUUGAGUGACAAGUUCCUGAAGGCAAUUGAGAAGACAGCAGUCAUCCAGAACAUCAUGCAUUUUGCACAGCAGAAGGCUGAUCAACUGUUGAAAAAGACAGACGGCAACAAGCGCAGCCGGAUGAACAACUCCAAGUUGACCGACGCGAACAAAGCUGGUACCAAGGACGGACAUAAAUGCACACUUAUCCUCACUGAAGGUGAUUCUGCCGCUUUGCUCGCUUUGGCCGGGCGUGCUGUGAUCAAUCCAGAUCUGUUUGGAGUGUUUCCCCUUCGUGGAAAAAUCCUCAAUGUGCGCGAUGCUUCCAUUGACCAAAUAUCGAAAAACGCGGAAAUCCAGAACAUCAAGAAGUUUGUCGGACUACAGCACAAGAAGGAGUACACUGACACCAAAGGACUUCGCUACGGUCAUAUCAUGAUCAUGACUGAUCAGGAUCACGACGGUAGUCAUAUCAAAGGGUUGCUCAUCAACUUCCUCCAGUGCCAGUUCCCCAGCUUACUCCAGAUCCCUGACUUCCUUCUGGAGUUCAUCACUCCCAUUGUUAAAGUUUGGAAAGGCGAUCCGAAGGACCCCAAACGCUUGAAAAGUUUCUUCUCUAUGCCCGAGUAUGAGGAGUGGCGGGAACAGCACAGCAAUGAGAAGGGCUGGGAACACAAGUACUACAAGGGAUUGGGUACGAGUGACGUCAAGGACGCCACCGUUUAUUUCAAAGACCUUGAUACUCACAUGAAGGCUUUCCACACCAUGCGAGAACAGGAAGAAGCGCUGAUCGAGCUUGUUUUCUCCAAAAAGAAGGCUGACGCUCGAAAAGAAUGGCUACGUGAAUUUGUGCCUGGUCGACAUCUCGAUCUCACCACCCCACAGAUCACGUACGAUGAUUUUGUGAACAAGGAGCUCAUCCUUUUCAGUAUGGCAGACAACCUGCGCUCUAUUCCUUCCGUCAUCGAUGGUUUCAAGCCCGGUCAACGAAAAGUACUGUACACCUGUUUCAAGCGCAACUUACGGAAAGAUACAAAGGUUGUCGAUCUUACUGGUUCGGCCAUGAGUUUGACCGAUUACGCCUACGGAAACGCGUCAAUGGAAGGUACUAUCGUUGGUCUUGCCCAGAACUUCGUGGGCUCGAACAACCUCAACUGUCUGGAGCCUAGCGGUAACUUCGGUUCUCGUCUUCAAGGCGGCUCCGAUGCGGCCAGCGCCAGGUAUCUCUAUACCCGGCUGACUCCGUUUGCUAGAAAGAUUUUUCACCCUGAGGAUGAUGCUUUACUCAAGUAUGGCGAAUCUGACGGCUAUAAAAUUGAGCCUGAGAUCUACGUACCUAUUCUGCCGAUGAUUCUCGUCAAUGGCGCAGAUGGUAUUGGUACUGGUUGGAGCUCUAGCAUACCCAACUACAACCCGAUCGACAUCAUUGAAAAUCUGCGCAUUCGUUUGCAAGAUGGUAAUUCGAAGGAAGAUAUGAGGCCAAUGUCCCCAUGGUUUCGAGGUUUCACUGGCACCACUGAAGAUAUUGGUAACGAUCGCUUCAAGUUCACUGGAACUGUCCGUCAGACUAGUGAUAACGAGAUUGAAAUCACCGAAUUGCCCGUUCGCAUGUGGUCCCAAGCUUUCAAAGACAAGUUGGAAGACAUCAUCAAAGCCGAAAAGGUUCCCUCCAUCAUCAAGGACUACACGGAUUACAAUACGCCGGAUAAGGUCCAUUUCAUCAUCAAGAUGGAGGAUAAGCACAUGGCCAACGCUCUGGCAAAAGGACUCGAAGAGACCUUCAAAAUUUACAAUACUCAAUCGACUUCGAAUCUGGUUGCAUUCGAUACACAUGGCCGCAUUCACAAAUAUGCAAGCACUCUGGAUAUUAUGGAAGAAUUCUAUCACGUUCGCCUCAGAUACUACGAGAAACGCAAAGCACACCUAUUGGCACAGAUGCAAAAGGAGCUUGACAAGCUGACCAACCAGUCGCGUUUCAUUCAAAUGAUCAUCGAUGGCAAGUUGGUUGUCUCUAAAAAGAAGAAGGCGGUGCUUGUAGUCGAGCUCAAGAAGCUGGACUUCACGCCUUUCCCCAAGGUUGCGGAUGCAAAGGCCGCGGGUGAAACGGCAGACGCUGCCGAGGAUGAGGAAGAUGACGAACCUGGAGCGAACGAUUACGACUAUCUCCUUGGUAUGGCAAUUUGGUCUUUGACCCAGGAACGUGUCGAAAAGCUCAGGAAACAAAUCGGCGAUAAAGAAGAGGAGGUCGAUCUCUUGAUUAAGCUGACACCUAAAGACAUUUGGCUCAGAGAUCUUGAAAUGUUCGAAGCCGAAUGGAACCUGCAGCUUGAAGGAGAUGAUAAGCGGGCUAAGGCUCUUCUCAGAGAUGGACGUCGUGGCUCUCGCAAGCUCGGAAUCGGUGCUGCUGGCAAAGGUGGCAAGCGGAAGAAGAAGAGGAGUGGUGACAGUGACUCCGAUGACUCAGAGUCUGACUAUGGCCCUGCUAAGAAGAAGGCCAAACCCAAAGCUGGAGGACUUCUAGGUUAUCUCAAAAAGGAAGACGAACCUAUCAAGCCAAGUGCAACGGCCGCACUGAAGAACGGAGCUGUAUCUCGAUUGAAGCAGAGUGGUAUGCUAGGAUAUCUCAAGAAAGACACGCCGCCCAACCUGGAUGGCGCAUCGGAUAUCGACAUGCUCGACGCGGCCCCGACUGUCACCACAGCCCCUACAGCAGCACCUAAAAAAGGUCGCACGGCCGCUGCUAAGGCUUCCAAAGCUCUGAAGCCAAAGUCAGAAGAGUCUGAUUCAGACGAGGACGUCUUCACAGAUGUUCCUGAUCAUGUGGAGAAAGACACGCCAAUCGAAUUGGACGAAGUAUCGGAUGAUGAUCUUCCUGCUGCACCUGUCGUCGCUACCGCGCCUGCAGCAGCAUCUAAAAAAGGACGCCCGACCGCUGCUAAGGCUACCAAGACUAAGUCUGCUCCCGUCGAUUCCGAUUCAGAUGAGGACGUCUUUGCGGCUGUCGCAAAGGAAGCCGAAAAGAAAAAACCAGCGGAGACUAUCACGACUUCCAGAACGGCCCGCGGCGCUGCGAGGAAGGCUACCAACUAUGCGGUCGACAAAGAGAGUGACAGUGAUGAUAUGGAUGACGAUUUCGAUGUUAGCAAUAUGGUCCAGACGAUUGGUGGCAGUAGUAACCACCGUCCCUUAUUCUCCACCACUACUCGUCCUGGCAGCAACGGCGGUGUCACCAAAACCAAUGGUCGCUCUGCUCUGUCCAAACUUUCUCCUAUUGAGCUCGAUCCUGAUGAGACCAACUACGAGGGGCUCAUGCCUCAAGGCUCGCCAAACAAGCCUGCCCCACGCAACGUCAAUGACACAAUUAUAAGCUCGGAUGAGGAUGAGUUUGGAUUCAGCAUCAAGAAGAAGGCUCCCGCAAAGCCUGCUCCGAAGCCUGUUGCAGCAAAAGCAAAGCCUGCAGCUACCAAACCCGUACCAAAGCCCAAGGCCACAGCUUCCAGUGUCGCCACAAAGAAGACUACUCAACUCAGUCCUGCUGCUAAGGCCUAUGCUGCACGUUUGGGCAAGGCUAAGCCCGUAUCCAAGAAGCCCAUCGCCGUUGAAUCGGAUGAAGAUGACGAGCUGGACAAUACUGAAGUCCUAGCCAAUGAAAUCCUCUCAGAUGAAGAAGAUGAGCCGACCCCGAAGCCUGCUGCUCCCAGGCCGGGCCGAAGAGCUGCCGCCAAACCGGCAAAGUAUGUUGUCAGCGAUGACGACGAUAGCGAUGAGGCGAGCGAGGCGAGCUUUGACGACGACAGCGAGUAA